Messenger RNA from Labeo rohita (rohu), 2038 nucleotides. RefSeq names its product D4, zinc and double PHD fingers family 2, like (gene dpf2l). Lineage: Eukaryota; Metazoa; Chordata; Actinopteri; Cypriniformes; Cyprinidae. Bases 263 to 1480 code for a protein of 405 amino acids. Gene Ontology annotation, biological process: nervous system development. The record is from RefSeq and is a predicted model, not a curated record. Gene Ontology annotation, cellular component: nBAF complex. The transcript is spliced from 11 exons.
GACGGAUGAUGUCAUGUAAGCGUAACCACGCCCACCGCAGUAUGAUCUCGAUGGGAUAUGAGUUUGAUUACUGUGGUAGCAUCGUUUGUAUUUCGGUAAUACAUUCAAUACACUUUUCCAGAAAUUUCAGUGUGGUUAGCUUUCAUUUGCUGUGACGGAUAAAAUAUUUUCUCUUACGAAGACGAGAACGUAACGUUCAUUCAAAAAGGAUAGCUACUGCGCAUGCGCAGUGAAGACAACAACAGCCCACUACAGCAAAACAAUGGCGACUGCCGUGGAGAAUAUCGUCAAAGUGCUUGGAGAGCAGUACUACAAAGAUGCUUUGGAACAGUGUCACAGUUAUAACGCCCGGCUGUGUGCCGAAAGGAGCAUCCUCAUGCCGUUCCUGGACUCCCAGACCGGAGUCGCUCAAAGCAACUGUUACAUUUGGAUGGAGAAGAGACACAGGAGUGCAGGUACCGCACCGGGGCAGCUGUACACGUACCCUGCUCGCCGCUGGAGGAAGAAAAGACGAGCUCACCCACCAGAAGACCCUGCUCUGGUUUUUCCUCCACUCAAAGCUGCUGAGCUGGAGCUAGGAUUGAAAAAAGAUGUGUUGGGCCCGUUGGAUGGGAGCAGUCUGGAGGCCUUGCUGAAAGGAGAACCGCUGGAUAAAAGAGCACCUACAGAGCUCAGACCGCCUGAGGAAGAAACCAACCUGACUGAAAUCACUGGAACCAGUACGGCCAGCAGCCACAGCGGCUCUACGCGCAUCAGGAAGAGAAUCCUUGAGCCGGAAGAUUACUUGGAUGAUCUGGACGAUGAAGAUUUUGAGGAGGAGACUCCGAAAAGACGAGGAAAAGGAAAGUCUAAGGGUCGAGGAGUUGGAAAUGGAAAAAAGAAAUUGGAAGCUGCUGCAGCUGCACAGGAAGAUCGAGACAAACCGUAUGCUUGUGACAUCUGUGGGAAACGCUAUAAAAACAGACCAGGUUUGAGUUACCACUACACUCACUCUCACCUGGCGGAUGAGGAGGGAGAAGACAAAGAAGAACCUGAGAUUCACACACCUGCACCACCAGAGGAACCCAAGACCCCUAAGAAAGGACCGAAUGGUCUGGCGUUACCCAACGACUAUUGUGACUUCUGUCUGGGCGACUCCAACAUGAACCAGAAGACAGGCCAGUCGGAGGAGCUGGUGUCCUGCUCGGAUUGUGGGCGUUCAGGACAUCCUUCGUGCCUGCAGUUCACUGCGGUGAUGAUGGCAGCUGUGAAGACUUACCGCUGGCAGUGUAUUGAGUGCAAGUGCUGCAAUGUUUGUGGCACAUCUGAGAAUGACGACCAGCUUCUGUUCUGUGAUGACUGUGAUAGAGGAUACCAUAUGUACUGCCUCAGCCCUCCCAUGUCAGACCCUCCAGAAGGAAGCUGGAGUUGCCACCUGUGUCUGGCUCUUCUGAAGGACAAGGCCUCCAUUUAUCAGAGCCAAAACCCUGCGAUGGAGUGACCGUGAAAACAGUCUACCUUGAAGAACACGCAGUCCUCACGUGCACACAGAAACACACUGUCGUGAGAUUUUACACAAUGCUGGAGAGGUAGAAAGAGAAAUCAUUGGCCCUAACCUAGUCAUUGUCUUUGGUUUUUAUUUCACUAUGACUGUUACACACAUCACAAGCAGUGUUUGAAAUGAACGAGUGCACAAAGGAGAAGUUCGAAAAGGGUUAUAUACACUUCAUGCAUUAUGAGCAGUAUUUCCACAUUCCUUGAUGUUAGGGCCAAUGGUUCACAUGAUUAAGCACCUGUUUAUGCAUUGCCAAAUAUUCUUUUUAUGUCUUUAUUCACUCAAGAUACAUUUGUUUACACAAAGCAAACAUAUGGCUUAAUCCUUCAAGGAUAUCAUGGAUUUAAAUAUUCAUUUGUACAAGAAGUGUAUCUCUGUUUGUCGUAUAUAUGAUUAUUUCUUGUAAGUUGUUCUUUCAGGAAGUAAUUGUGCCAAGGUCCAAGAUUCAAAAACCAGAAGAUGGUGCUGUAUUUUUAUUUUUAAGGUCAUGUUUUUUUUUUUUUU